Messenger RNA from Parnassius apollo (apollo), 549 nucleotides. The record is from the annotation of a GenBank genome assembly. NCBI's taxonomy places the organism in Eukaryota, Metazoa, Arthropoda, Insecta, Lepidoptera, Papilionidae.
AUGAGACAAGGCGGAAAUGCGCAAAGUUGCCGAGGAAACUCGUAUUCCUUUCAGCACAUUACAAAUAAGGAUAAAGAUAAAUUUAAACCUCUAAAAUUAGGAAGGCAUGCCGUUUUUAACGAAGAGCAAGAAAAUAUACUUACAGAAAAAGCAACAGCAUCAACUAGCAGUAGGAACGUUAUAGGACCGCAACCUUCUACAAGUGUUGAUAUUACAAAUUAUAAACCAAAUGAUAUUAUAAAUCAAGAGAACAAUAAAUCCGACAGUGAACCUCUAGCUAGCGUACUUUCACAACUAAUACCUCUGCCUAGCAUUGAUAAAGAUCAGGACCUGGUCACAACCGCUUCACUUACUGAUGAAGACAUUAUUGAUUCAGUGUCAAAAAGUAAAGAGGAACAAAAUCAAGAUGAUCAAGUGGACGAUUCUGAACCAUCACCAACUGUUCAACAAGCACUUGAUGCCGCCAAAGUUGUAGAAAAAAUCUUAUUGUUUCAUGAAGAUGGUUCCACCACAUCCCAAGACAUGCACAAAAUACUUGAAAAAAUAUAA